GUCACUUAUUUGAUUAUAUUAUUACUUGUUUGGGCUCUUUGCUGGAGUAUAAUUGGUGAAGAAGCUGAUCCACCAAAUGGAUCAUUAUUUCAAUUGUUAUUUCUGUUUGUUUUGGCCUAUAUUUGUGGACAGUUAUUAUCAGUGAUUCAUUUGCCUCCACUAUUAGGAAUGCUUAUCAUUGGAUUUAUAAGUGGGAAUGUGUUUGACUUAAAUCUUAAUGAAAAGUUGUCGUCAACUUUCAGAUCUAUAGCUUUGGUUAUAAUACUAUUGAGAGCGGGUCUCGGGUUAGACCCUAAUGUCAUUAAAAAACUAAGCGGUAUUUGUAUCAGACUAUCAUUGAUUCCAUGUAUUGGCGAAGCUUUCACUAUAUCUGUGGUCACAUAUCUACUAAUGGACUUACCAUUUGUCUGGGGAAUCCUUUUGGGGUUUAUACUGUCGGGUGUUUCUUCAGCGAUAGUCAUUCCCGAUAUGAUAGUAUUACAAGAGGAACAGUUAGGAACAAACAAAGGCAUACCAACACUGCUGAUGGCAUCUGCAAGUGUUGAUAAUGUGGUGGCCAUCACAGGAUUCGGUGUUUGUUUGAGUUUUGUAUUUGAUAACAACUCAUCUCUUGUAUGGAAUAUAUUCAAAGCUCCGGUCACUGUCGUCGCCGGCAUUGUUGGCGGUGUUGUGUUUGGACUGAUAUUGUGGUUAAUCCCAAUCAAAUGUUGUCCUCAAGAAGAGCAACAAAAUGAUUUCAAACUAUUAAGACUUUGUUUAUUGCUAUUGAUUGGUAUGUUCUUAGUGUUUGUCAGCAAAAAAGUUGGUUUUGAUGGUAGCGGACCUCUUGGAUGUCUUAUAUUUUCAUUCAUAACAUCACUUAAGUGGAGAAGCUCUCCUUUUUACGAACAACUAAGAAAUUAUUUAUGCUAUCUAUGGCUUAUAUUCGAAGUCUCUUUAUUUGUCUUAAUUGGAUCCGAAGUCAAGAUAUCUGAUCUGAACAACAGUUCCAUAGGAUUUGCUGUUAUUUCACUUUUCAUUGGAUUACUUAUGCGAUCGAUAAUUACAGUAAUGGUUACAUUUGGUGCUAAUUUUAAAUACAAAGAAAAACUAUUUAUAACACUUUCAUGGAUACCAAAAGCUACGGUUCAGGCGGCCAUCGGACCAAUUGCUUUGGAUUUAGCCAGAGAUAGGAAUGAUUUGCAACUUAUAAACUAUGCUAAACUAGUGUUAACAUUAGCCGUACUAUCCAUUAUAAUUACUGCCCCUUUAGGAUCAAUUGGCAUUUCAUUAUCUGCUAAAAAGUGUCUACAAUAUGCUAAACGACUUGAUUAUAGUACUGAAAUUUGA
This is a messenger RNA of Oppia nitens, 1329 nucleotides long. RefSeq names its product sodium/hydrogen exchanger 9B2-like. Gene Ontology annotation, cellular component: membrane. Gene Ontology annotation, molecular function: antiporter activity. Bases 169 to 1329 code for a protein of 386 amino acids. The transcript has a single exon. Lineage: Eukaryota; Metazoa; Arthropoda; Arachnida; Sarcoptiformes; Oppiidae. The record is from RefSeq and is a predicted model, not a curated record. Gene Ontology annotation, biological process: proton transmembrane transport.